GGUGAGCCUGAAAGUUAUCUGCUCAUACCUCUAGACUUGGCCUUUAAGGGUCACCAAGCGCUGCGAGAAGCUGAGAGCAAAUCAUCACCGCUGAACUGGGAAAAGAGGAUCAUUUGGACACGGAAAAAGACCAUCCAAAUUACCAUGAAGCCGACAUGUCUGCUCAUCUUGGCUUCUUUCUUGGUCUGCACCUUGACGAUUUCUACAGGACAGAGCUUCCCCGCUGAGGAUGAGACGGACCAAAGGACCACAGACGACAUCGUACUACAGAGAGCAGAGAGUCUCUUGCUACGGGCAAUUCUCAGAAAGAUGCAGGAUGAAGACGGUAGAUACGAGGGAUUUUCUUCUCAACCCGAGUGGGUAACUAAACGUCAGCAUCCCGGCAGAAGAUUUAGCGAGGAUUUGGAGAAGCGGCAGCAUCCGGGGCGGAGAGAAGACGACGAGGAUGAACAGUACUUGGAUGUUAAAAAGAGACAGCACCCUGGCAAACGCGAAGACGAAAUGCACUCGUUCAUAGAGUUCCAAAAAAGGCAGCACCCAGGAAAGCGCUCCACGAUGGAACACAUUUCUGAAAACCCCUUUAUAGUCCUGAGUGAACUUUCGAAAAGACAGCAUCCAGGCAAACGAUACCUGGUGCUUCACAGCAAACGUCAGCAUCCAGGUAAGCGCUAUUCCUUGGAUGAGGAUGGAGAAGGAGAGUCUGAUGCCGACGGAGAUGAAGACCUUCCAGAGUUGGAAAAACGCCAACAUCCAGGAAAACGCUUUUGGGAUAACUCGAAUCCGGAAAUAGGAACCAACACUCCGUGUGAUGUAUUGGACCCCACGAGCUGCAGCAAAACCAGUUUGUUGCUUGAUUUUUUAGACAACAUUAACAUGAGUCAUGUUGAGGAGAAGCGACAACACCCGGGUAAAAGGUUUGCACCCGACGAGGAUUUAGUGGAAGGAGAGUAGUUGAAUCAAAAGAGGGUCUGGUGUGCGCUUAGCCUAGUGCUGUAUUGUAAAGAAAAUAAAUGUGUAAAUUAAGUGAACAUAAUAAAUUAUUAAAAAUGAAAAAAAUCGAAAUCAUUUAACCUUUUGUGCCACAGUUUUUCUUUGGCAGUUUGACAGUCAGUCUACUGUUUCACCAUCACAAAUGACCUGCUUUUUGUGUUUCUUUGGAGAGCUUGUGCAGAAACUAGAACUGUAAAUACGUUGAUCAUGUUCCAUUACUGUUCGUUGGUUAAAACAAUAAUAAUUAAUAAUUCAUUUAUGUAGUUAAUGAGGCUACACCUGCUGCCACAAAGUCCAAGGAUGAAGCAUUCAUCUACUGACGGUAGCGAUGUUGCCUCUGUGAGGUAACACACGCUUGUCAGUAAAGCAAUGCUUAAAGAAUAAAUGAGUGGCUCUGUUUACACUUAUGCAUAGAUCAUAUCUUCAUUGAUUGAUUUGUGGUUUAUUCUUUUUUACUUAUGUAAAAUAUAAUGUUUACCACAGCAAAUAAA
Messenger RNA from Sphaeramia orbicularis (orbiculate cardinalfish), 1481 nucleotides. RefSeq names its product thyrotropin-releasing hormone (gene trh). The transcript is spliced from 3 exons. Gene Ontology annotation, molecular function: thyrotropin-releasing hormone activity. Lineage: Eukaryota; Metazoa; Chordata; Actinopteri; Kurtiformes; Apogonidae. Bases 145 to 951 code for a protein of 268 amino acids. The record is from RefSeq and is a predicted model, not a curated record. Gene Ontology annotation, biological process: positive regulation of gamma-aminobutyric acid secretion; positive regulation of insulin secretion; hormone-mediated signaling pathway. Gene Ontology annotation, cellular component: extracellular region; secretory granule.